Conger conger (European conger) is the source of this 987-nucleotide messenger RNA. Its product is annotated as solute carrier family 35 member F2-like. Gene Ontology annotation, biological process: transmembrane transport. The transcript is spliced from 9 exons. Gene Ontology annotation, molecular function: transmembrane transporter activity. The annotation marks the transcript as partial. Gene Ontology annotation, cellular component: membrane. Lineage: Eukaryota; Metazoa; Chordata; Actinopteri; Anguilliformes; Congridae. The record is from RefSeq and is a predicted model, not a curated record.
ACUUUCAUCAGCAGACUGCGCAAUUACAAAAUGAGAGAGUUUUUCACACGGAAGCUUGUGAAGACGUUGGCCAUGGGACAGGGCUUGUCUUUGUUGAUAUGUGGGACGGCUGUCAGCUCGCAGUACCUGGCAGGAGAGUUUCACGUGAAUACGCCCAUGCUCCAGAGCUUGAUGAAUUAUGCCCUGCUGUGCCUAAUGUACACCACAACGCUGGCCUUGAGAAAAGGGGAUGAAAAUAUUUUGCAGAUUUUAAAGACAAAGUGGUGGAAAUAUUUGCUAUUGGGACUCACAGAUGUAGAGGCAAAUUACGCAGUAGUGAAAGCGUACCAGUUCACAACCCUGACAAGCAUACAGCUGCUGGACUGUUUUGUGAUCCCAGUGUUAAUGGUUCUGUCCUGGUUCUUCCUGAAGACCCGUUUCCACACAGUGCACUACGUAGCUGUGUGCAUCUGCCUGCUAGGGGUGGGGGCCAUGGUUGGGGCUGAUCUGACUGCUGGAAGAGACCAAGGCUCAACUGUAAACAUUUUGCUGGGGGAUGGUCUGGUGCUCAUCAGUGCCACCUUAUAUGCCAUAUCCAACGUGUGCCAGGAGUACACAGUGAAAAACUGCAGCCGCGUGGAGUUCCUGGGAAUGGUGGGGCUCUUUGGCACCCUGAUCAGCGGCAUUCAGUUUGCAAUACUAGAACACAGAGCUGUUGAAAAGAUUGAGUGGAACUGGAAAAUUGGCCUGCUCUUUGCUGCAUACGCCCUCUCCAUGUUUGCACUCUAUAGCUUCAUGCCAGUGGUUGUGAAGCUGUCCAGUGCCACAGCUGUCAAUCUUUCCUUGCUGACUGCAGACCUCUUCAGUCUCUUUUGUGGACUCUUCCUCUUUCACUACGCUUUCUCAGGUCUGUACAUUGUCUCCUUCAUGGUCAUCACUGUGGGCUUUGUAAUGUUCAAUGUUGUGCCAACCUUCACCCUGGCUGCAACACCCAGCCAGCGCUGCUGA